AUGGAGCGGAAGCGCAAGCUGCCCGCCCGGGCCGCUGCUCGAGGCGAUCACGCUGCCAAAAAGCGCAAUGUCACACCAAAAGAACGCUCCGCGACGCCUGCUCCUCCCCCCGCGCCUCCUCCAGCUCCAGAACCCGAAGAGCCUCCCCCGCCUCCUUUGCCCAAGUCGAUUCAGGCAGGCAAGCCGCUCCCCACCGUUGAAGUCGCGCAGCCCGAAGACUUGUCGUCUAAGGAUUACCAGUCGGUCGGCGAGAGCGGUGUUCUUGCCGAAUCCCUUUCACGAUCUCGCCAAAAAUGGAUCAGCGAUGGUCUUUUCGCCAAAUAUUGGUCAAAACCGCACAAGCGCAAGGGCGUCAUCAAUGAAGACCCCAAGAAUCCGCCUAAGGAGACCAUGUCAAAGGUCGGCACCGUCACGAUCACGAUUGAACCACACAUCAUCGAAGCUACCAUGUAUGUCGUCAAGGAUCCUAAGCCAAAGCCCCAGCCGAUUCAGCAAAACCGUCCCAUCAUACAAUAUGGUCCUCCGAAUGGCAUAAUGCCCCCGCCUCAAGCGCCAGCCUCAGGAGCCGGCACUCCCAUCCAAAGUCCAGCGACGAUAGCAAAGCCUCCGCACCACAGCCCGGCACCGGGUCCAUCUCAGAGUCCAGCGCAGCCACCACAGCCGCUUCCUCGAGUUCCUCAGGAGCAGUCUACUCCGAAGACUGUCCAGCCAGGAACAGUGCCUCCAGGGAACAAUAUGACCCCCUCACCGAGCCCAAAUCUCCAGUCAAGGCCUCAACCAGCCGGAGUGCCUGUGGCACCAUCCCCAACACCACCUCCAAUCGUUCCUUCGGCCCCGAUCCCAGCGACGAGGCCACCUGCUGGCCCAAUGGCUGCCCCCUCCAUGUCACCAGCGCCUCGACCAGCCACGAGCAUACAUACAACGCCCACAGCCGGUCUCGCGAAACCAGUUACACCGGCUCCUCCCUCUGCGGCACCCGCAGCAAAGCCAUCCGCUAAUGACCCUGUCAUUGCUUUGCUUGCGCAAAAAGCAUCAGGGGAUGCUGAACUUCGUGAUCUUAUGAAGAGGGUCGCUGUUGGACAGGCAAAGGAGGGCGAGCUAGCUCAUUUCCAGAAAAUUAUCGAUCAGCUAAAUGCUGAAUAUCGCAGCCGAGGUGGACAACAGGGACCAUCUGCGGACCGACUUCUGGUGGAUGGAAGAACGGUCAAGUAUUUUGCGGUUGAGGUUCGAACUAUUCUCGACAUUGUUCUGGCCUCAAAUCCCAACCAGAAGUCAUCAGAACUGCGGCCACCACAGGGAAGUGACCCUCUGGUUGUUUUGCUGGUCAAGGCAGCUUUGGAGGAACACAGAACCCGGGACAUGAUCCGCCGGAUCGCCGAUGGACGACCUGGCUUUACAGAUUCUACGGACCUGAAGGAUAUCCUAGAUCGGCUACAUCGAGAGAUGAGAGCGGCGCCGCGGCCCUCCCCUGCUCCAUCGCAAGUGCGACAACACACCCCCAAUGGAGUACCGAAUGGACAACCUAGGGCGCCAACCCCGCAGACUGUGGCACAACCGAAUCCCCAAGCCUUGCGGUCCAAAGGCCCCCCGCCGGCUCCCAAGCCGGACGUCACCGCUGUUGUCUUUGAUUUUGGAAGCGGAGAUCGAUAUCUUUUCCCCAAAUUCAGCAUCCUGGAGUAUCCGCCGACGCCAUCAGGCCAGCAAGUCGUGGCGUCAUUCCUGAUAGUCCGUAAGGGAAGUACAUCCGAAUAUGGCGGAGACCCAAAGCUGGACUAUUACCAACCUGUUACGAUACGUAUCUUUACACAGUCUGGACGCCAUCUGGAGAAUCUGGCCCGAGUGGUUGCCCCACAGGAUGAGGUACGGCGCUACAUGGACGAUGUGAUGGACAACAUGACACGCGCAGAAUACGUGCUGCUCGCGAUGAGGCUUCCAAAAGCCGUCAAAGAUGGCGAGAAGGACGGCACCAUCUCGGACGAACCAAAGACAAAUGGGUCUACACCCAAGCCUGACCCGGCCCGUGAGCCGAAGCCGGUGUCGAGACCUGGUGUUCUAUGGACAUCCAAGGGAAAGUCAGAAACGCCACCCGGCGAGGGGCCCUCGAAGCCUCUGCGAGAUGCAGAGCAGGAGGCCCAAGCCAAAUACCAGCGACUCAUCAACUCAGUGUCUGCAAAGGACACGGGUGGUCAAUGA
Fusarium vanettenii 77-13-4 is the source of this 2193-nucleotide messenger RNA. RefSeq lists its product as uncharacterized. Gene Ontology annotation, cellular component: Swr1 complex. The record is from RefSeq and is a predicted model, not a curated record. Bases 1 to 2193 code for a protein of 730 amino acids. The transcript is spliced from 3 exons. NCBI's taxonomy places the organism in Eukaryota, Fungi, Ascomycota, Sordariomycetes, Hypocreales, Nectriaceae. Gene Ontology annotation, biological process: chromatin remodeling. Gene Ontology annotation, molecular function: ATP-dependent H2AZ histone chaperone activity.